GAGGGCCCUAUGGAAGGAGAAAAAAAGACAACACGAGAAAAAUUAGUAUUUUCUACCUUCUGAAAUUAAUGGCCAUGAGUUCGUAUAUGGUGAACUCCAAGUAUGUGGACCCCAAGUUCCCUCCGUGCGAGGAAUAUUUGCAGGGCGGCUACCUAGGCGAGCAGGGCGCCGACUACUACGGCGGUGGCGUGCAGGGUGCAGACUUCCAGCCCCCGGGGCUCUACCCACGGCCCGACUUCGGUGAGCAGACCUUCGGAGGCGGCGGCCCUCGGCCCGGCUCCGCGCUGCCCACACGGGGUCACGGGCAAGAAGCCAGUGGCCCCGGCGGCCACUACGGAGCCCCAGGAGAGCCGUGCCCCGCGCCCCCCGCGCCCCCGCCCGCGCCCCUGCCCAGCGCCCGGGCCUGCAGCCAGCCGGGCGGCCCCAAGCAGCCGCCCCCCGGGACGGCACUCAAGCAGCCCGCCGUGGUCUACCCGUGGAUGAAGAAGGUGCACGUGAAUUCGGUGAACCCCAACUACACUGGCGGGGAGCCCAAGCGGUCCCGGACGGCCUACACCCGGCAGCAAGUCCUAGAACUGGAAAAGGAAUUUCAUUUUAACAGGUAUCUGACGCGGCGCCGUCGGAUUGAAAUUGCUCACACCCUGUGUCUGUCCGAGCGCCAGAUCAAGAUCUGGUUCCAGAACCGGAGGAUGAAGUGGAAAAAAGACCACAAGCUGCCAAACACCAAAGGCAGGUCCUCGUCCUCAUCCUCCUCUUCGUCCUCCUCCUGCUCUUCCUCAGCUGCUCCUGGCCAACAUUUGCAGCCUCUGGCCAAGGACCACCACACGGAUCUGACUACCUUAUAG
Neomonachus schauinslandi (Hawaiian monk seal) is the source of this 845-nucleotide messenger RNA. It is a transcript of the gene HOXD4, whose product is annotated as homeobox D4. The record is from RefSeq and is a predicted model, not a curated record. Gene Ontology annotation, cellular component: nucleus. Gene Ontology annotation, molecular function: RNA polymerase II cis-regulatory region sequence-specific DNA binding; DNA-binding transcription factor activity, RNA polymerase II-specific. Lineage: Eukaryota; Metazoa; Chordata; Mammalia; Carnivora; Phocidae. Gene Ontology annotation, biological process: regulation of transcription by RNA polymerase II; anterior/posterior pattern specification; embryonic skeletal system morphogenesis.